Molecule: messenger RNA, 926 nt
Organism: Triticum urartu
Lineage: Eukaryota; Viridiplantae; Streptophyta; Magnoliopsida; Poales; Poaceae
Source: RefSeq, a predicted model, not a curated record
CCCGCCCCCGCCGCCACCAAGGCGUUCGUGGCGAUGCUCCUCAAGGACUACCCCUCCCGCGACUGCGUGCACAAGGUGCUCGACGAGGCGUUCCUCUCCCGGCUCGACACCGUGAAGGAGCUCCUGGGGAAGUACGCCAGCCCCGACUUCAGGAUUGCCGUCGACAGCGACGAGCGAGAGGCGAUACAGAAGUUGAACCUGCACUCGGCGGUCCUGAAUGUGAAGCAUCUGCUCUGGCUCAUUGAGAGGAUGGUGGACAUGAGGGUGGCUGAUAACGCGGUGAAGCUUUGGAGCGAGCAGGUUGCGCUUGCUGCUGACUUGCAGAAGUUGCUCAAUGAUGCUGACAUGUGGAGGAACAUGGCUCCUGGGCUCCCGAUGCUUGUGACCAGAUGCACCCUCAGGCUCGCUCAUUCAGUUAUGAUUGGGGAGACACUGGUUCCUCGGCAGGUGAGGAUGAAGCUUGUCAAAAGUUGGCUUCCUGUCCUGAAUGUCUGCAGGGACAUCGCCCAACCUAUGCACAGUGGAUACAAAUCGUCAAACUGCCAAGAGCUGGAGGGGACAUUUCUUAAGAUCAUCUCCACUUUGUCUGUCCCGGAUGCUCAGGAGCUGCUGCAACAAUGCCUCGGGUUCUCAACUCGCAACGUGGAUGACUGCCAGCAUUUGGUUACCGCCUUCAAGACAUGGUUCAGGCGAGCUUCCAGGGAUCCACAAGGUCCACAAGGUGGGGAAGACUGAGUGAUGGAGCUGACGUUAACGUUUUCAAGCAGCGUGCUCUGUGCGUCAUUGUACAAUCGAACCUGUAAUUAUCUGUAGGCCUCCUUGUCCCUGAAUAAUCUGAAGUUUGUUUAGCCUGGUGCCUGUCUUUUGUAUAUAAAAUCCUUGAUUAUGCACUAAGCUAAGCUAUUCAUCACCUUCUGAGAUACUAA